Messenger RNA from Cucumis melo (muskmelon), 580 nucleotides. RefSeq lists its product as uncharacterized. The transcript has 3 exons. Gene Ontology annotation, cellular component: endoplasmic reticulum. The record is from RefSeq and is a predicted model, not a curated record. Gene Ontology annotation, biological process: endoplasmic reticulum unfolded protein response. Lineage: Eukaryota; Viridiplantae; Streptophyta; Magnoliopsida; Cucurbitales; Cucurbitaceae. Bases 143 to 349 code for a protein of 68 amino acids.
GAAAUGGCCGAAAUGGAAAUGGAAAUGGAGGAACGCUCCUUUGUUGUCUCUUCAGACCCUCACCAGGUUUAUCCUCUUUCUCUCUUAUCUCUAUUUUUCUGAUCCAAAUCUCAUUUGCGCCUCCCGGAUCAUCCUCUCAAAAAUGACGACAUCGCGGCGUCUUGCGGAUCGGAAGGUGGAGAGGUUUGAGAAGAACAUUUUGAAGAGAGGGGCUGUGCCUGAGACUGCUACUAAGAAGGGAAAAGAUUACCCUGUUGGCCCUAUUCUUCUUGGAUUCUUCGUUUUUGUCGUCAUUGGAUCAUCUCUGUUUCAGAUAAUCAGGACGACAACAGGUGGAGGAAUGGGAUGAGAGCCAUCUUCAAUUUUGAUGAGAGGGGUAGCAGGCAGGACAUGAGGUUAAAACUUAUUGAGUUAAUUUGUUUGUACUAUCUGUUCUCUGCCUAUUUGUCCUAUCCUCUAGGAGAAGUUUAGAAAGUAAAGAGUAAGUAAGACCAUUUAUGGUCAUCCUGUGAAUUACUCUUAUUAAAAAAAAAGUAAUUUAAAUAACAGUGCACAUGCCUAAGUGCUAUGCUAUAUGCUA